This is a messenger RNA of Fukomys damarensis (Damara mole-rat), 3307 nucleotides long. It is a transcript of the gene Selenon, whose product is annotated as selenoprotein N. Gene Ontology annotation, molecular function: calcium ion binding. Gene Ontology annotation, biological process: calcium ion homeostasis; skeletal muscle fiber development. The annotation marks the transcript as partial. The transcript has 12 exons. The record is from RefSeq and is a predicted model, not a curated record. NCBI's taxonomy places the organism in Eukaryota, Metazoa, Chordata, Mammalia, Rodentia, Bathyergidae. Gene Ontology annotation, cellular component: endoplasmic reticulum membrane.
GUCGCCGUCGCCGCCCAGGUCCACACCUACCUCGCCAAGGCCCAGGCGGCCGCUCAGCAGGAAUCAGCACUGAAGGUCUUGGGGACAGAAGGCCUCUUUCUCUUCUCCUCACUGGACACUGACCAGGAUAUGCGUCUCAGCCCCGAGGAGUUCAAACCCAUCGCGGAGAAGCUGACAGGGUCAACACCUGCAGCCAGCUAUGAGGAGGAGGAGCUGCCCCCCGACCCCAGUGAAGAGACCCUCACCAUAGAAGCCCGAUUCCAGCCUCUUGUUCCUGAGACCAUGACGAAGAGCAAAGAUGGCUUCCUAGGGGUCUCCCGCCUUGCGCUGUCUGGCCUCCGCAACUGGACAACUGCAGCUUCACCGAGCGCAGUGUUUGCUGCCCGCCACUUCCAGCCCUUCCUCCCACCUCGGGGCCAGGAGCUGGGAGAGCCUUGGUGGAUCAUCCCGGGUGAGCUGAGUGUGUUCACCGGCUACUUGUCCAACAACCGCUUCUACCCACCACCACCCAAGGGAAAGGAGGUCAUCAUCCACCGGCUCCUGAGUAUGUUCCACCCUCGGCCCUUUGUGAAGACCCGCUUUGCCCCUCAGGGGGCUGUGGCCUGCCUGACUGCCAUCAGUGACUCCUACUACACUGUGAUGUUCCGGAUCCAUGCUGAGUUCCAGCUCAGUGAGCCCCCUGACUUCCCCUUCUGGUUCUCUCCGGGCCAGUUCACCGGCCACAUCAUCCUGUCCAGAGAUGCUACCCACAUCCGUGACUUCCGACUCUUCGUGCCCAAUCACAGGUCUCUGAAUGUGGACAUGGAGUGGCUGUACGGGGCCAGUGAGGCCAGCAGCAUGGAAGUGGACAUCGGCUACAUACCCCAGAUGGAGCUGGAGGCCACAGGCCCUUCUGUGCCCUCCGUGAUCCUGGACGAGGAUGGCAAUCUGAUUGACAGUCGCCUGCCCUCAGGGGAGCCCCUCCAGUUUGUGUUUGAGGAGAUCAGGUGGCAGCAGGAACUGAGCUGGGAGGAGGCUGCCCGGCGCCUGGAGGUGGCCAUGUACCCCUUCAAGAAGGUCACCUACCUGCCAUUCGUUGAGGCCUUCGACCGAGCCAAGGCCGAGAACAAGCUGGUGCACUCGAUCCUGCUGUGGGGGGCCUUGGACGACCAGUCCUGCUGAGGUUCGGGGCGGACUCUCCGGGAGACUGUCCUGGAAAGUUCGCCCAUCCUCACCCUUCUCAAUGAGAGCUUCAUCAGCACCUGGUCCCUGGUGAAGGAGCUGGAGGACCUUCAGGGUAACCUAGAGAACCCAUCGCACAGGCAGCUGGCGGGCCUGCACCUGGAGAAAUACAGCUUCCCCGUGGAGAUGAUGAUCUGUCUGCCCAACGGCACUGUGGUCCACCACAUCAAUGCCAACUACUUCCUGGACAUCACCUCCAUGAAGCCUGAGGACAUCAAAGACAACAUCUUCAGCUUUUCAUCUACCUUUGAAGACCCAUCCACAGCCACCUACAUGCAGUUCCUGAAAGAGGGACUCCGGCGCGGCCUGCCCCUACUCAAGUCCUAGUAUGUCGCCGGGCCUCAGUGGGCCUCAGCCAUCUCAGGCUGGAGAAGCUCCUAAUCCCUCCCCACCCUAGGCUGCCUCACAGGGCCUGAGGUCAACUGAGGGUGGCCAGGCAGCUCUGAUGAUGGGAGAUAGACAGGAGGGGCUUAGACUCUCAGGAUGAACUGUGAGCCCUGUGGCCCCCCAGUCCUUUCCUACCCAGCUGGCUCCGGAAGCUACUCAAGAUCCACCAGGACAGGGUCACCCGACUCCUGGCUUUGACUCUUUCCAGAAGGAAACAUGAAGGAGCUGGGGGCUGGAACCUCUCAUGUCUACACAGAGCUGUCCUUGCUAGCCAUACCCCAGCUGCUGUCCUCUGAUAUCCCCAGCCUGGGUCAGUCUCAGCGGGUGACAGCUUUCUUUGUGCAGAGCCUCUGCCAGUGUGGAACGGCGCUGUACCCCAGCUGCUCCUAGAUGGUUCAGAGGGCCUUGUGCCGGGCCCCCAAGUCUGUUUCGGGGCCUGGGACAUUUCCUGAGAAGUAGGCCUCUGCCAUUAGGAAGGACCCACUGAGGGGCCCUGAGGCCCAGGGCGAGGGCACUCCCCCCACCUGCCCUAGUAGAGGUCAUAGCAGAACUGCGGGAGCCAGGGAGUCCUGACCUCCUUCUCAGUCCCUGACUCCAUGGAAGUGCAGCCCAGCCAAAGAACAGCCUGCACCAGAGCCAGCACUGCCCCUGACACCAGGAGCACCCCAGACCAGCCUGUCCACCGUGGGGCACCUGCCAACUCUCCUUGGCCACUCUUGGGGCCUUUGUCCACGUCCUUAGCCAUGACCAUGGCCAGCCUCCUUUUUAUACAUGCAGAAAAGUGUUAUGUGAAUUUUCUCAUAUUUUGUAGGUGUUUUUAUAACCACAGUGCUGAGGAGAAAGAAGAGAGCAGUGGCUCCCUGAGCAGCAGCCCCAUGAUGGCUGGAUCUGAAAUCCUAGAUGGAUCCAGCUUGAUGCCUUUGCGGUUGCACAGAGGGGAAGCAGUAUUCUCCUCUUCCAUCUCCUCUUCUAGAUUUUUAAAAACAGUCCAGAGAACGAGUGUACAGAACCCCCAGCUCUGUCCUGUCUGUGUAGGCCCAGUAGGUGUCUUUGGGCUUUCCUCAUGACGGCCUUGAAGUCAGCCUUUCCUUCACAUGCUUGACUCUUCCCCACCCCCUCUCCCAAAAGGGGCUCCAUCUUAAACCUGACAGAGGGAGAAGGCAGGCUUGUCCUCACAUCUGCUGAGUCCUGCCACCCUGGGUGUCCCCAUGACGAGCCACCCUUAGCCAGUCCUGUUCUUCAUUGGGUACUAGGUGUAACAAUAGAAGCAGGUUACCAACAGCCUUCUGUGCCUCAGUCACUGCUAAAAUUACAGGUAGUUUCUCAUUAAAUCCUCAUAAAGAAAUGAGUCUUCAGGGAGGCAAAGUGACCAAGGUCACUCAGCGCUAGAGUUAAGACUCGCUUCCACAUGUAACUUCACAAGCUUGUCUUGAUUUUGGGGUGUUUCAUUUGGCACCACACCCCCACUUCUUCCCCUGCCUGUUUGCACUGAGGUGAAAAUCAUGCCUCAUUCAUUCCCCUCUGAGCUCCAGACUGGGCCUGAGCCCUGACCUCAGCCAUGUUCUUUGUGUCCUUCUGGGAGAUGGUACUUCUUGCCCCUUACAGGAAGGAGGGUACCUGCGUCUGCCUCAGUACCUCCACCAGCCUCAACUGAGCCUCUACCCUCCAUUCUGCGGCUCCCAGAGGGCUGACUCCAUGG